CUGUAGUAGAUAGAGGUAGAGUCCGACUCGGUUUCCCAACUCUCAUCACCCACCCGACGCCUAUAGUCGGUACACAAUUCUCUCCAUAAUCCACAAUUCUCUCCAUAUCAAACCCCUCCCCAAGCUUCCUCGCACACUUACACGCCACUGACGCCUCCAUCGUCUCAAGGUCAGUUCUUCGCUUCCCCGCUCUUUUCUUGCUCCUUUUUGUUCCCUGGGAAACAAACCCCCGAGAGAUAGCCGGAAUACGAAUCAAAUUAUCCUGUUCUUCCUCUUGUAGAACAAGCCUUAGGGUUUUAUAUUUCUUGUUUCCUUGCAGUUGGAUCGCGUCGUGAAAUAUGGGUUUCAAAACGGUUUACAACCUUCUCAUGGAUGUCUUCCCUGAGGUCGAUAUCCGAAUGCUGAGGGCUGUUGCUCUUGAACAUUACAAGGAUCCUGAUGCAGCUGUAGAAGCGGUUCUCACUGAGGUUCUUCCUCUUUUAGAGAAUCAAUCACGUGAUUCCAAACCAUCUCUUCAGACUCCAGAAGAAGAAGCUGAACACGAGGAUCAAACUGACCUGUUGCGCCGUAGGCCGAUUGGUUCAGGAAAGGAGGCCACUGCUUCUUCGGCGCAGCCAUCAACUGCCUGGGUAGAUGAUCUUCGAAAUGAUCUUAUGAGGUCUGAUUCUCAAUUUGGUUCCUCUAGUAGUGGUAGUCAACAAUUGACGAAUAUGGAGCCCGUACUGUCCUCUAAUGUGCAAGAGGAGGCCAAUCAGUUGCAGAGAGGGACUGAUAAUGAAGAACUGAUUCUGCUUCAGAAGGCACCUUAUCAAGGACAGAAUUCUCAUUCUGGAUCAAAUCAUACCUCUCCUGUUGUUUCCGAUGAUUUGUUUUCUGAAGAUGUUAAAUGCAACGGCGGAGAAGUGUUUUUUGAUACUGAAAAUGAGAUAGCUUCUCAGGAAAUAUACCAACAGAAUGACAGUGACUUGGGCCCUGAGAAGGCCACACACGCUAUGACUGCCACUGAAGUAGAAGAUGCUUGCUCUAAUGGUGGCCCUGUUGGUCAUGACACGGAGAAGAUUUCUUAUGCUUCUGUCGAAUGUGUUGAUGUUGUUGCUGGUGAGAAGACACCUGAAGUUAAUACUCAGGUUGAUGCUGGAAUUACAGAGACCGAGCAGGGGACAGCUACAGGUGACAUUAAUGUCGGAAUUCCAGGCAGUCCAAGUAAUGCUAGUGAGAAUGGUACAGCACAGCAAGAUCUCAACAUUGAGGUUCUUGAUGAAUUAAUCGAAGCUGGUAAAAACAACAAGAAAACAUUGUUUUCUGCGGUGGAGUCGGUUAUGAACAAAAUGAGAGAAGUUGAACGUAAAGAAACGGAAGCAGAACAAGCAGAACAGGAAGCUGCAACAGCAGGUCUGGACAUACAAGUCCAGGUUGAGGAGCUGAAAAAGAUGCUUUCACAUGCAAAGGAGGCAAAUGACAUGCAUGCAGGAGAAGUGUACGGUGAGAAGGCAAUCCUGGCAACAGAAGUUAAAGAGUUGCAAGCUCGUGUACUCAAUUUGUCAGAGGAAAGGGAUACUGCUAUAACUAUUAUAGAUGAGAUGCAUCGUGCACUAGAAGAACGAUUAGCUGCAGCUGGCGAGCUGCUAGCAGAGGCUGAGAAGCAGAAGCAAGAGAAGGUAGCAUCUGCUCGUGAAGCGCUGUCCGAAGAACAAUCGAUCAUGGAGAAAGUCGUUCAGGAAUCAAGGAUCCUGAAAGAGGCAGCAGAGGAGAAUUCGAAGUUGCGGGAAUUUCUCAUGGACCGUGGUCACGUUGUCGAUAUGUUGCAGGGAGAAAUAUCUGUCAUAUGUCAGGACGUGUGGUUGCUGAAGGAGAAGAUUGACAACCGUGUCCCACUGAGUCAAUCCAUCUCAUCCAGCCAGACUAGCUGCAUUUUGGCUUCCUCAGGCUCCUCAUCAACUAGAACUGUCGUCGCAGUUGAUGUGUUCCCCACGAUGGGCUCGAAGCAUACAAGUCCUACAUCAUCUGUAAGGGCUGAAUCACCGAGGAGCGGGGACAUGGGAGCUCAUUUGGUGAGCAACAGCGAACUGGACGUGGAGAAGAUGGUUAGUGGCCAGAGAGAAGAGCUUCUCGAUGAUGAGUGGGAUCUCUUGGACCAUAACGAAACUGGAAUAGUUUCAACACCUGCUGAAGUAUCUGCAUUGGUGGGUUAGAGAAUGGGUCUAUUGGGAUAAAUAUAUAUACUAUAUACGAUUAUCGCGCUAAUCUGCGAUUAGGAAGUCUAUAGUUUAUUUUUUUUUUUUUUUUGAAGAUGUGUUCAUUAGGAUUAAACGACUGGGCCGAGCCCACAAAGGAAGUGUACAAGCAAACAAAAGCAGAAAGGAAAA
Molecule: messenger RNA, 2366 nt
Organism: Linum trigynum
Lineage: Eukaryota; Viridiplantae; Streptophyta; Magnoliopsida; Malpighiales; Linaceae
Source: the annotation of a GenBank genome assembly